AUGAGACGAGCGGGUGGGAACCGAAAUGCCGAUCGACAGGGCCGCGGCCAGGGCCAGCAGGGUUCUCCCAUGGCCCCCCCCGGCCCCUCCAUGGGUUAUCCACCGCAUCAGCAUCAACACCACCAGUAUCACCACCAUCACCAACAUCACCAACAACAACACCAACCUCAACCUCAACCCCAUCAUCAUCAUCACCACCAUCACAAUAGCAGCUAUAGCAACGUCUAUGACGGGUCACGACCUCCACCGCACAGUAUGCAGCAAAUGCCGCCUCACGGAUUUGGUCAAGGUGGUGGAGGAGGUGGAAAUGGUUGGAACAGCCCACAACAACAAAUGCCAAUGUACAACCAAGGCUAUGGUCCUAUGGGACCUGGAGGCGUAAGCGGUUAUGGUGAUAUGGGUGGUGGCUAUCCGGAUAUGCAUGGUGGACAAUAUCCCCCAUCUCCAUCACACAUGGGCGGGGUAUCAGGUAUGUCUUAUAUGCGAAAUCCACCAUCGCAUGGUGGUGUACCACCUAAUGGACCGCUCCCCGGAGCUUAUGGCGGUCUCCCAGGUCAAGGUACUCCACAUCCAAUGGGAUACGGCCGAGGAGGACAACCUCCAAUGGAUCCUAUGCAACAAGGUGGAGCAGGUCCUGCUGGUGGAAGUGGCAUGUAUGGUGGAUAUCCAGACAAUCGUCUGAGUCCACCACCACAGGUGGGAUAUGGAUCAAAUGUAGGAGCACCGCUUCCACCUCCACCUCCACCCCCACCUCCUCCACCUCAAGGACCUUAUGUUGGUGGAAGCCCAAUGUCUCUUUCUCGACAUCCUGCUCCUGGGGUUGGUGCUGGAGGAGGAGGAGGUAGUGGUGGUUAUCCAGGUAUGCGUGGGAGAAGUAUAAUGAAUGAUCCAAUGGGACUCCCUAACGCUCCUCGACAUCCUAUUAUUGGAACUCCAGAUCCUGGUGUUGUAGGUGGUGGAAUGUCAUCAGGUCGUUUUAAUCAACAAACUGGUAUGAUGUCUCCUGGUAUGGUAUCACCAGUAGGUUUAAUGGGAGGAGGAAAUAUGCCACCUAUUCAACCUCCACUAAUGCCUACACAAAUGGAUCUUGGAGAUUCUACUCAUAUGAAAGGAUUUGAUCCUAAUGCUAUGACUGAAAACCUUUACGAAUUUCUUCGAGAACGAGAUUUGGUAUCUGUUGGUCCUCUCUCUUACUUUUUUCCAGAAGGAUAUGAUCCUAAAAAUGAUCCUCCAUUAAAAAUUGCGGUUGAUGGUAAUUUUUGCCUUACGAGCCUUCGUGACGAACUUCGGAAGAGAGAUCCAUUAUGGUUCUUACACUCUACUCUUCCAGAAGAAUUACUCGGAUUAGUGUGGCAUCACGUAGAAUGGAUGCGAAGCUUAAAGUUGGAACCUAUUUGGGUUUUUAAUGGACUCAGUGUGAGUGGUGAUGUUGAAACCUUCUUAACAACAGAAUCAGAACUUCGAGCGCGUGAUGAGGUUUGGAGUAGGUUGGAAGAAGGUACUAUACCAGGAGUAAUGGAAAUUCAAACCGCAUUUGAUCAGCCUUUAGGAGAAGAUGUUCAAAUGGCUGUUGUGCGUUAUUUGCAAAAGGAGCUGAAUGUAUUGACUGUUACAGCUCCUUUUCUUAAUUGGGCUCAAAUGGUUGCCUUUCACAAGGAAGGAGUUGCAGAUAUUCUUUUGGGACCUCCAGAAAUGAUAUUACUUCCAUAUAAUGAAAUGAAAUUUAUUAUGCAAAUUGAUGUUUCUAGUACAAAUGUGCACUUUCUUGAUCGGGAUAGAGUUCUUCGGGCACUUUUUCCGCAUCAUGUUACGGAAACCGAUACAAAAGUGGCUGGAGAUAGGUUGAUGGAUUUUGGUUUAAUUACCGCGACAAACCCUGCACUUUCUUCUACUCGAGUAGCCCUUAAUUUAACAAUGCAAGAAGUUUAUGAAGAGCUUUCCGCUAAAGUACCAAAAUUCUCAACAAUUAAGGAGUUUAUAGGUGAAAACGCUACUGUACCUGACGUAAAUAAAAAGAAGGGCAGUCCUAUUAUAAAACAUUUUAAAGGUCGAGGAUACCUUCGUUAUUGCAGCGUUUUUUCAACAAAAACUCCAGGUAAUCCUAUGGUAUACCUUAUGCGGGUUCUUGAACCUUCAUUAACAGAUGAUGAUAUGCCAGGUAUUCUGGGUGCGGUACUAGGUAAUCGUGUCCCACUUUCUUUGUUUUACUUGCAAUUUGUUGGACUCCUUCCGGUUCAUAUCAUGACAGUCGUAACUCAAUUAUACCUCCGUGAUGAAUGUCCCGUUUCAGACACCAAAGAUUACCAUGAAAAAUUGGAAUUUCUUAUGACAAUGCGAAGUCAAAUCAUUGCACAAAUAUUUAAUAAAAUUGCAGAUGACAAAAGUUCUAAGAGAACAGAAUCUUUUUCAUGGGUACGUUGGUAUGAUCCUAUUUUGUCAUCCAUUAAUCGACCAAAAGAUCUUAUCGAUUUGGACGAAUGGGAUGUUUCACAUAGUGACGAGGUAAGACAACUUGAUGAUGAUCACUUGGAAAAUUAUAGCAUCGCUUCUGUCCUCAGCUUCAGUACAGAUGCUGCAAGACCAGUACGAGAUGAAAAUACAUCUUCCCCUUGUAAAAUGCCUGUUCGAUAUCAUGGUAAAAAAGAAACAUUAUUUGCUAUUUUACUAAAAGUAUUUGACUUCCUUGGAUACUUUUCUCAUUCGGCAACAACACCGGAUAUGACUGGUGAAGGGGAAGAAGGAAUGAGUCAAAUGAUGAAUGAAGAUGGUGUUGCCCCACAACCUAUUUGUGAUAGCAAUGCAUAUAAUGAAGGUAUGGGAAUGCAAAAUCAUGAUAUGUAUUUGGAUGAAGGACUAAAUGAAUAUCCAACAGUGUAUUUCCCUACAUUCUUAAUGAAUACAAUUAAGCAUAAUCCGCAAUCAUUUCAAACUGCUUUUGUGAUAUUAACAGAACUUCUUCGAGUUGGAAUUAUUGGUAGUUUACCAUGUCGAUACAUUAACCCAGAAGAUCAAAAAGAAGCAAUUCCUAUGGAAGGUCAAGAAGCUAACUCUGAUUCUCGUGUUUUGCUCGCUUCACGAAUUGCCUGUCUUGUCAAUUUACCUUAUCACCGUCCAAGUGAAGAUUUACCUUUUAUCUGGGCACCUGUUUACAGUCGCCAUCUUUGUGCAUUUACGGUAAUGGUGCGAGCCAUGUGUCGUUGUUUGCGUGAGUUAGUGGAGGUGAUCACUACUACUAUAUUUCUUUCUGGUAGCAGCAGUUGUUCAUUAAGUGAACUCGCCUCCUUUUCCUCACUACUCCCUUUUGGCGGUGUACCCUCCGCAAUUGGUGGGCUUCUUCUUCACUACGUCCUUGUCUUUCCAGCAGACUAUCAAGCCAACCUCACCACACGUGAGGAGCGUAUUGAAUAUCUCCAGCAGAAGUUCCGUGAUAUCCCUGAUCUUGGUUUACACCUACGCACAGUCAUGACGUUUACACUCCGAGCCCUUUAUCUCAUUAACGCCUACAGUGUGAGUGAUAAGGCCGCCGUCCUGCCGAAUGAUCUCCUCAUUGACGACCGGAUUCAAUCUACGAUAGUGUUGAUGUGGGAGAAGUGGGCCGACCACUUUGACGACGAACCGCCAGAGGACAUCCACGGUUUAUACGAUGUGGGCAAUAAUGGUCUUCAGAGGAUUUAA
Molecule: messenger RNA, 3675 nt
Organism: Trypanosoma theileri
Lineage: Eukaryota; Euglenozoa; Kinetoplastea; Trypanosomatida; Trypanosomatidae
Exons: 1
Coding region: 1-3675 (1224 amino acids)
Source: RefSeq, a predicted model, not a curated record